CAGCGACAAGCAUAUAAUGCAAUAGACUGAACUGAUUAAAAAAAACAAAAAGGAAUUAAAAAAUUGUUCAUCUCAUUUCUGCAUCACACUUGAUCAGAUUCAUAUUAUCCUACCAAUCCAUUCAUUUUCCCAAAAUGAAUUGCCUUCAGAAUCUUCCCAGAUCCUCUGGUUUACCACUGAGAAGCUUCACAGGCAAUUCAAGAAAGCCUUCUCCCAGUGUUGUUUCACUGGGGAUGACAAAAUUUGCUGAUCAGCGUCUAAGUAUUGUGGCACAGGUAGUAUCUGGUCCUGAAUCUAGUACAGCAAAGGACAAGGAUGCGGGAAAAUCUGAUACAUACAGUCAUGACAUGACUGCAGCUAUGGGAGCUGUCUUAACCUAUAGGCAUGAGUUAGGAAUGAACUACAACUUCAUCCGUCCAGAUUUGAUUGUUGGUUCAUGUCUACAGACUCCUGAGGAUGUGGACAAGCUUCGCAGUAUUGGAGUUAAAACUAUUUUUUGCUUGCAACAAAAUCCAGAUCUCGAAUAUUUUGGGGUUGAUAUAGAUGCAAUUCGUGAAUAUGCCAACAAAUGUGGUGAUAUUGAACACUUGCGUGCCGAAAUAAGGGAUUUUGAUGCAUUUGAUUUGAGAUUGAGGCUUCCAGCUGUAAUAAGAAAACUGAACAAUGCCAUCAAUAGAAAUGGGGGUGUGACUUACAUACACUGCACAGCUGGACUUGGCAGAGCUCCUGCAGUUGCGUUGACAUAUAUGUUCUGGGUUCAAUGCUAUAAGCUUACUGACGCUUUCAGUUUACUCAUGAGCAAACGUCCCUGCUUUCCGAAACUAGAUGCCAUCAAAAGUGCCACAGCAGACAUCCUUACAGGCCUUAAAAAGACGCCUGUCACGUUGACAUGGCGUGGUGAUAAUUGUACUACAGUGGAAUUAUCUGGACUUGAUAUUGGCUGGUGGCAGAGAAUACCGUUAAAAUUUGACAAGGAACGAGCUUUGUGGACUCUCCAGAGGGAGUUGCCAGAAGGACACUAUGAAUACAAGUACAUUGUUGACGGUGAAUGGAUAUGCAAUGAGCUUGAGCCGAUCACUUCUCCCAACAAAGAUGGAUAUGUCAACAAUUAUGUAGAGGUUCUUGAUGAAACUCCAGACAAAAUCGCUAGUGCAGCAAUACGGAAGAGGCUCUCCGGUGAUGACCCUGAUCUUAAUUCAUACGAAGGGCUCAUAAUCGGACAAUUUCUCGAAGCUUAUGCAGAUGUAGAAUGAAGGAAGUGAACGCACAGCAUACUUAUUACUUACAAUUAUAAGUGUAUAAUUGUAAACAAAGCCAAUAAUCUGCUAUAACUCAUGCAGUGUAAUUAGGAUGUACUUGUUUGUAGUAUCAAUAAGAGUUGUAUGAUACGUUUACAAGGAAUGAAAUGUUGUAGUGAAGUAACAAGCUCCUUCUUCUUCUU
Solanum stenotomum is the source of this 1441-nucleotide messenger RNA. RefSeq names its product phosphoglucan phosphatase DSP4, amyloplastic-like. NCBI's taxonomy places the organism in Eukaryota, Viridiplantae, Streptophyta, Magnoliopsida, Solanales, Solanaceae. The coding region runs from base 135 to 1253 and encodes 372 amino acids. The record is from RefSeq and is a predicted model, not a curated record. Gene Ontology annotation, biological process: protein dephosphorylation; starch catabolic process. Gene Ontology annotation, cellular component: chloroplast. The transcript is spliced from 14 exons. Gene Ontology annotation, molecular function: starch binding; protein tyrosine/serine/threonine phosphatase activity; carbohydrate phosphatase activity.